UUGCACUCCUCAUACCGUGAAUGAUCACCGCCUCUCUGCUCUUUGGACUAUGGUAUUGGUGUUUGUUACUUUCAGUUUCAUUCAAUUCGGUUCGGAACAAGAAACGAAUUAAGACAUGCCACUAUUAUUAUCCAUCGAAUAAUAGACACUGGAGAACUUUAGAUUUAAGCUUUGUACUGCCCUCUCGGUGUGCCUUUUUAAAAGUGAAUGGUGUAAUAUUAAUGUACUUGGUACAUGUACAACUAGGAAGAGAACAAAAACUGUACGAACCACCGACGCAUGGAAGGGAGCCGUUCCCCAUCGCUGCUGUUGCUGCUGUGAGCAUGAUCUUGAAGGUCACCGCACCGAUUUACUGCAUGACGACGACGUCGACCGGUUAUUGUUCCAUGUGCAACUGUAAGACUAGGUACGCCUAAGACGUGUUUAUCAAUGUGCAAAGUGGUGUUAUUAUACGAAGGAGAUACGAAUAAAAAGUAAAACAACGAUAGUGAAAAGUUAACUACAGGAAGUUGAUUAGUAGUUCAGACGUCGACGGGAGAGACAAAAACAACAACAACGGCGUGAGUUAACGAUGAUGCUGCUCAGACGACGAACCGAUGGUUUGUUGUUGGCUUCGAUCGUCAUCUUUCUAAGCGUGCUGCAGACUACCAGUGCAGAGUACAUCCCACCAGGGCCCAAGUACUUGUGCCCGGAAAAACCAAAACUCAUCUACCCCUGCGUGUGCACCCGAGGGACGGACGAUGGAAUUUUUAUUACCUGUGAGAACUCCAACCUGGCCAGCCUCUCGGUGGCAUUCAUCAAUUUGGCCAGUCUGAAUGUGCCCAUCGAAGAGCUGCACAUAAAGCGGUGCAAAAUCAGAAACCUCUUCGGUACUCUACUUCACAAGCUGAGCGUGAAGCGGCUGCACGUGCUCGAUACACCCAUUGCCACUAUAAGCGAUCAUGUGUUCUACGGGAUCAACGAUACGCUGCUGGAGUUGCACGUGGUGCAGAGCGAGCUGGCGACCUUCCCGGCGGAUGCACUGAAAAUUCUGGGACACCUGAAAGUGCUGAACAUCGAUGGACAUCGGGUCGAAAAUUUGCCCAAGGAAGUGUUUGGAGGGAUGACCUUCGAAGGAACGCUGGAAAAGUUCCAUUUCGUCAAUGGGCUGCUAAGUGAUAUGGGUCAGGACAUUUUUAUGUCGUUCAAAAAGAUUAGAACUUUGGAUAUUCAUGGCAACCGGUUAGUGACGUUGAAAAAGGGUCAAUUCAAAGGACUUCGCGAGGUGGAAAUUCUUGACUUAAGUUUCAAUAAUCUCACCAAGCUGGAUGCAUCGCAUGUGUCGGAUCUAACGAAAAUGACUUGGGUCAAUGUAUCGCACAAUGCACUGACGGAAAUUACGAGGGGCACGUUCGCACGUAAUGCGGUGCUACGGGUGCUGAACAUGUCGUUCAACAACAUCAAGAAGAUUGACUCCAACACCUUCAGGGGGAUGAGAUUUUUGCGACGGCUGUAUUUGCACGACAACAUGAUUGCCGAGGUUGGACGAGGAACGUUCGGAUCGGCUACGCGGAUUGGUACCAUCGAUUUGGCCAGGAACCGGAUCAAGAAGGUGGACUACCAGAUGUUCUUCCAGCUAAACUAUGUAGAGAUUGUUAACUUGGCAGAAAACGAGAUCGUCGAAAUACAAAAGGACUCCUUCAAGGAUCUGUAUCUCACCCACAUCAAUAUAUCGUACAACCGGCUGGAAACGAUUGAGCCAAAAUCCUUCAUCAAUUGCGCCAACAUGACGGUACUCGAUCUGUCCCACAACUUGAUCAAGAGCAUUCCUCGAAACGCAUUCGACGAAACGACCUACGCCUCCGAGUGGAUCCUAACGCAUAACCUACUAACCAAUAUGUCCCAGAUUCCCCUUGGGAACAUGACCGGUCUACGGGUACUCAACGCUUCCUACAACAAUAUCGUAGACAUUCCAAAGAAUUCGUUCCCCAAACUCUACGAAUUGCACACGAUCGACGUCGCACACAACAACAUCUCCCACAUCUACAAUGCCGUUUUCCAGAAUAUUUUUUCACUGCGAAUUCUCAACCUCAGCAACAACGCAAUGGAAAAGAUUGGUCCUUCCACUUUUGGGACACUGCAUACACUUCUCGAGAUGGAUUUGAGCAACAACUACCUCCGAGAUAUAACCCGUGGUGCACUGGCUAAAAUCAGUGGUUUACGAAUCCUCAACAUGGCACACAACAAACUGGAAAGACUGUUCCAAAUUCCAAUCUCGUUGAACCAUGUCAACCUAGCGUAUAAUGAAAUCAGUGAAAUUCCGGAUAAGACUUGGCCUAGCAUGAACUCACUACUCUCGCUGGACCUGAGUUACAACAAAGUUGGAAACAACCUCCAGCGUGGAAGCUUCUCCGGUUUACUCACACUCCAACAGUUGAACCUGGAAGCUAAUGAAAUCUCCGAAGUUCCACGAGAUAGCUUGUCGGAUUUGGGGUCUUUGCAGUACAUCUACUUGAAAGAUAACAACAUUUCAACGUUGCCAAAGGGAGCCUUCGGUAACCUGCCGAUUUUGUUUGAAAUUCAUUUAGUGAACAAUGGAUUGAGUAGCAUCAGCGGAAGGGCUUUCAAUGGUCUACUGCAGUUGUUGACGCUGAAUAUGUCCAAUAAUUUGCUAAGAACUAUCCCAAACGACGCCUUCCAUGGGUUGGUGUCACUGCGUAAGCUAGACGUUUCGCAAAAUCUGCUUAGCACUUUGGACAACAAGACGAAUGGGUUAUUGGAUGAAUGCUUGAGUUUAGAGGAAAUCGAUUUGAGUCACAAUAGAUUUAAUACCAUUACAAAGAAAACAUUCCCCUCCAAUCAAUACAUUCGAUAUCAGUUGAAGAAGAUAAAUUUAAGCUACAACGCAAUGUCCAUCGUGACUCACGAUAUGAAGUUCGGUACCAAAACGGUGACGGAUCUGAAUCUCUCUCACAACAACAUCAAAGACAUUCGGCCGGAUGUUCUGGGUAAUCUGACAUCAUUGCGUAUAUUGGAUAUGUCGUACAAUGAACUGGUCAAGAUGGAAAGCGACGUGUUCAAUAUGCCCGAGAACUUUUCUGAGCUGAUUUUACACAACAAUCAAAUAUGGAACGUGAGCUACGAUAGGUUGCUGAAGUUGAAUCAUCUGACCAAGGUGGAUCUGAGGGGAAAUGAGAUUAAAACAUUCGAUUCCGAGCUGGUGGGCAAAAUGAAGUCGUCCAAUUUGAAAGUACUGUUUGAAGGAAAUCCACUGCAUUGCGAUUGCUAUACGCGUCCUUUGUACAACUACAUGAAAUCAUUGCCAUCGGUCCCGGAAGAGUAUCAGAGCAUUCGUUGUGCGGAACCAGCAACCGUUUCCGGCACAUCACUGUACAACGUCACUGAUGAGCUCCUCGUUUGUGUUCCUGCUUCGGAUAAGGAAAUCUAUCAGCUACUGCCUGAUCUACGCUUCCGCGAAGUUGCCUUCUUCCGAGGUCAACUGAUCGUCCACUGGUACGUUACUGCCACCAAAGAUAUCGGCGACUUUUACGUAUACAUCCGAGAUCCGAAGAACAACAUCAUCUUCGAACGGGUCGUGUCCUACAAUGGUCGUUUGACGGCGAUCAACGUAGCUGACAUCAAGGCACGGGAUUCGUCCGCUCUGGAGCUGUGUGUACUGGCCAAAAGCAGUAGCGAGGAAAUCAACUUCCUCGACCGGCAGUGCGUGCAUCUGCCGGAAGAUCUCGAUGCGGUUAAGCUGAAGUACAACGAGCACUACAACUACAAACUACCGCUAAGUUUGACGGGCGGCCGAAACGGACGCUCCAGUAGCUGUGAUAAUGCUGUAAAUAAUUUAGUGAUACUAGUAGGUGCCGUCGUUGGUGGACUGCUGCCCAGAUGGGUUCGAUUGUAAGGCGAUGGACUGGUGAUG
Molecule: messenger RNA, 3910 nt
Organism: Ochlerotatus camptorhynchus
Lineage: Eukaryota; Metazoa; Arthropoda; Insecta; Diptera; Culicidae
Gene: conv
Product: convoluted
Exons: 8
Coding region: 572-3892 (1106 amino acids)
Molecular function (GO): protein binding
Source: RefSeq, a predicted model, not a curated record